Molecule: messenger RNA, 1121 nt
Organism: Drosophila albomicans
Lineage: Eukaryota; Metazoa; Arthropoda; Insecta; Diptera; Drosophilidae
Exons: 3
Coding region: 130-975 (281 amino acids)
Source: RefSeq, a predicted model, not a curated record
UUCUCCCUUUAUACAGUUAGAAGCACACGAGACUUUAAAUAAAUAGUAGAUAGACCGAAAAGUUUUGAAACUUUUUACAAUUUAGUUUACUUUUUGUACAAUUCUUAAGGAAGUAUUAGUGAUUUAACAAUGGCUCAAAUUCGCCAUCCAAAGAGCCAUGUGAACAACUAUAAAUUGUGUUGCAAGAGUUCGGUUAUUGCAAUUCUGCAGAAGCUAAAGCCAUAUAUCAAUGAACGAUGUGCUGAAUAUUUUUGCGAAGAUCGCGAGGAUCAAAAUCAAGAAAUGUACCAAGGCAGAGCAUUGUUGCUCAAUCAAAUGGAGAAGAAAGAUCCGAUGAUGAACCUUUGGCAAAAACCAACUAUCCACAGAUCGAAGUCAAGUCUGACGAUGCUUAGCGAAAGCAGCACGAUCAAAGAGACAACUGCGAUCGGUGAUAUGCGAAGCGAAUACUCAGAUACCAACUCAACUCUGCGUUGCUCUGAAUCCACGAAUGCUGUCAAAGAUUUUCGAAAGUUGAAUCCGAUUUGGUAUAAAAUCGGACAACUGCAGACUGCAAAUUUAAAUGAACGUAUUCAGCAUUUAUUCAUUGCCAGCAAAUUCAAAUUGCCUUUGCCACAGUGUGCGAUUGUGCGUCCGCCACCUCGACGUGGAAAUCGCAUUGAAAUUGAUCUCGUUGCAUUCGAACAGAUCUUUGGAGGAUCCAUGAAUCUCUUCACUUUCAAUGCCAGACUCCAAAGCAAUCAAAAAGGAAUCAAUUUCACGCCGGCAAUUGAGAACUCUGAUAAAUUCUCUCUCAGCCAAGUUGAUAAUGUUCAAAAUUCUAGCUGGCAAUUUGUGAAUGUCGCUAUGACAAAACCCAAGAAGCUUCGAUCUCAUCUGCAGACUUGGUUGCGCACCAAAAAGCAAUUCAUUAAAGUUCUAAUUUAUUUGGUUGCCCUUUGCAUAGUUAGCUUUGUCUUUAGCCUUAUAUUCUAGGAGACUUUCCCUUUGCUGUUUCGUCAAAAUUUCCCCUUUUAUUUUAUACUUUACACUCGCAUAGAGUUCCAUCUAGUGGUUAACUUUUUCUAUACUCCCACGCAUUUGUAAAUUUUAAAUAAAACUCUGAAAUGUAAGAGAAAAUA